AUGAUAAUAACGGUACUGGUACUUGUACUGUUGAACGGGUUCUUAAGUUAUGCGGAAUAUGUGACUAUCAAUUGUAGCAAUCAUUCCGAGUCAAAUUUGACUUUUGUUCCUAGUAAAGAUGUUGCUGGACGUUAUAAUAUUAAUUGGUGUACAGAGAGUGAUAAAGAGGUGACAAGUUGGGAGCUGACUUUGAGGUAUAUUGAAAAUAGGUCAGAGAAUGAAUGCCAAUAUAGCCUUAUGAUGAGAGGUCCUCAACACUCAUUCUUUCGAAGAAGAUUGAAUAUGGAUCUCAACUGUACAAAUGUGUGCUUUUCAACAAGUUUGGACCUAAUAUUUAAUGGCACUUGUUAUCACAUAAAGACCCUACUUCAUCAUGGAAAUAACAGUACCAGUCCAAGUGAUUAUGUUUUUUAUGCCAAGAAUGAAUUUUCAAAACAACAUUUUACAGACAGCCAAAGUCCUGUCAAUACACAAAGUAAUGGUGAGCAUCUGACUGUUCACUGGUUCCUGAGCUACAUACCCGCUUCAGAGUAUUCAAUGGAUUUGUUUGGGGACUCAACUGGUCAGCUACCGAAAGACGUAACCGACAAUUGUACCGUAGUAGGCAGAAGGCAAACUGAAAUAGUGUGCUCUUUGUGGGUCCCCUACGGUGACUAUCGGAUGGGGCUCCAUCAUUUGGCACCUUGGACAACCGGAUCGAUAUUUAACUCUAUCACAAAUAGAGAGUACAGUUUUGAGCAUAAACCAGAGAACCCGGUGCCUGUUACACAUAACAAUAGUGGGCUGCUAUGGAUCAGUUGUGGAGCUCUUGCCUUCGUUCUUACACUUACCGUUGCCCUUGUGCUAAUUUGUCGCCGUAUUGAAAGCAAAAGAGUCUGGAUGCAAUGGAUAAUGCAAUCAGUAUGGAAGCGGAAUUCGCCAGGAAUGUGUCGCGGUCGCAUAGUGCUCGUAUACGCAAGAGAUUGCCCGCACGUUAUGAGGCUGGCUGCUGCAUUAAGAACGCUUUUGGCUCGUGUCACUGAUGACCCGGUGUAUGACGUAUACUGUCCCGAACGCUGGUCGGUAGUCGCAGGUGCUGCGGGUGAGUGGAUGCGACGAGCUGUGACGUCACCUGACACACGACUGGUGUUAUUGCAGACACCUGCGCUGCAACACCUGCAUCGGGCUACUGGGGACCUUACGCCUGAACAUCCACUGCUAGGCAGUGUUGCGGUGUACCGUCAGCCGCAUGGUGCUGAUGAAUUGGUGACGCUCGCAUUGCGGCUUCUCAACGAAACUGCGCACCGUACCGUGCAGUACCGCAAGUUCUAUAAGAUUACUGUAUCCGGUCUGGAAGUGGACGUAGUACCCACAGUGACCCCUUACCGCAGCUAUCAGUUGCCCCAAGACGCUCUUGUCUUGCUACGAGAUCUCGAUCCAUCUUUUUUCCCCACCGAUUCAGACCAGCCCCCCAAUGAGGAGAACCGGUUCUCAAAUGAAGCCCCACUUAACCGGCUUCCCUCCGUCGAAGCCCCCCAAUCUCCCCCGGAAAACCCCGAGCUUAACAAGGAAUUGCAAGUACUUCAGGAAGCAGCCUCAGAACUGGUCGCAUACGUGCGUGAAAAUCCUGCCUAUUUGACUGAACAGCUCUUCUUUAUAUAA
Messenger RNA from Pieris macdunnoughi, 1641 nucleotides. Lineage: Eukaryota; Metazoa; Arthropoda; Insecta; Lepidoptera; Pieridae. The record is from the annotation of a GenBank genome assembly.